This is a messenger RNA of Anisakis simplex (herring worm), 1710 nucleotides long. NCBI's taxonomy places the organism in Eukaryota, Metazoa, Nematoda, Chromadorea, Rhabditida, Anisakidae. The record is from the annotation of a GenBank genome assembly.
CGGCUGCAUGCAUACAUAUAUGUCGUUGUCGUGACACGUUCAUGGAACAAUCGCAUUUCAGUGAACAGCAGCGAGAAAUUUGAUAUGGAAAAGUGGAAACGUUUCUUCAAUCUGAUGCCUCUAAUAGUAUUAUUAAUGCAAAUUGGCUCUGCAAAAUUUGACGAUGUUGAAGAGAUAGUCGUUGAUGAUGGAUAUGAUAAAUUUAAAGAAUCGGAUGAUAAUUGCAAAUCGACAGAACUUAGUGAUUUGCCAAUGAAAAUAGCCGGUAAAUCGUAUUCAUGGAUAACACCGCCACUCGAUGUGUACCACUUCAAUGGGUUUGAUGCGCAACUAUCUCGUACUUUCAUUGAUGUUCACCUUCAGAUCAACCUCACUGAUGAACAAACCUAUCAGAUCUAUCAGGGUAAUAACUGCUCGUCAAUGCUAGAGCAUUAUCGUGAUGAUCAGAGUUUGUUUGGCUUGGUUCGUUACGCGAGUAUAAUGCGUUCGAAACAUCUGAAUCCAUUCGGUUACUCAGUGCUGGGUGUGUCCACAAACCAACCGUACACGAUUCGAGUUCGAGUAUGGGCAGUGAACUAUAUUCGAGUGGGAGUGUUUCUUGGUGCAGUCGUGUUGUUUUUGAUGUCUGCUUCAUUGGUGCGAAAUAUUUUGCUUUAUUAUGCAAGUGGAUGUUUCGCUGGUCUUAUCGCGUCACUCCUCAUUGUCGCUAUUAUCUUUUAUCGUUUCACACCGAAGCGAUGGAUGGGUGUACCGAUAUUGUUUGGUGGAUGGUCGUUGUCUUUCUACUUGGUGUAUUCGAUAUGGAAGAAUUUCACGCUGAUCAUGCUGCAGUAUCAGAAAUUCGUGAUGGCUUAUUUCGCUACGGUAACGCUGAUAUCGUUUGCGGUUUGUUAUCGUUACGGUCCUCCAACUGACGUACGAUCACAUAAUCUCGCGCAGUGGGCACUUCAACUGGUCGCACUUCUUCUCAUCUACUUCUCUUGUCAGCUAGCUGAGUUUGCUUACGCUGUUAUUGCUCUAUUGUUGAUAUGGUCUGCUUGCAAGACGUGGAUCAUUUAUUCGGUCUCGAAAUUCUUCACAACCAUCCAUGACGUAUGGCGUUUCUUCUGGCCCGAGAGACGUCGCUUCUUAACGAUGGAAGAAUAUGAGCGUGAAGGUGAAGAGGCUACGGCAAAAGCGCUCGACGAGCUACGCGCCUAUUGCAGCAGUCCUCAAGCGAAUGUCUGGAAAAUCACGUCGUCAUUGAGUGAUCCGAGAAGAUUCGCUCAGUUCGUUCAUGGUUCGUGUGAUCAUGUGUCUGAGGAGGAGUCAAUCCUUCACGAUUUGGAGUGUUCUGCACAAAUGGAUCAGCUCACGGAUGACAGCGGUGAGGAUGAGUACGUGCUAGAGGAGCGUCGAUCGCGCAGUUUUGAUUCUCGAACUGCCGCAGUUCGUAAUCCGCAGCGAAACGAUGUGCCGUGGAGUAAUGAUGAUCGAAAUUUGAACAUACGGCAUCGUAGACGGGUGCAGCAUGAACAACGCCUACGAAGACCGCAAUUUGAUGAUUCGAUUGAAUCUGAAGAUUUAGACGACAGUGAUGAGAUGCCGAAUCAGGAUGGCUCGACAGUGCCCAGUCGAAAACAAAACGCACGACCGCGUGUCAACCCAGCAUUAAUAACGGAUGAUUCAGAAUCCACAAACUCUUCGUCACGUCUUAGUGAGGAUGAUUGA